Messenger RNA from Monosiga brevicollis MX1, 1405 nucleotides. RefSeq lists its product as uncharacterized. The coding region runs from base 122 to 1351 and encodes 409 amino acids. Gene Ontology annotation, cellular component: cytoplasm. The record is from RefSeq and is a predicted model, not a curated record. Gene Ontology annotation, molecular function: glutathione transferase activity. Lineage: Eukaryota; Choanoflagellata; Craspedida; Salpingoecidae. The transcript is spliced from 12 exons.
AUGCUCAACACACUUUUCCAAGUGGCAUUUUCUUCAUCUCUCUCUCUCUCUCUCAAGAACAAGUCCCAGUGCCUGGAGCCCUUUUACGCGUACUGUUGUCUCACUCCCUUCCUCGCUAUCAAUGUUUGGAGCGCAUCUUCAGCGGUUGUGGCGAUCGAGUGUUCCCGUCUCCAAGCGUCUGCUCACAGCCUCUCGAACUGCGCACACCGGCGUCACCAGCAAGCCCUUUGCCCGCGCUACCUCGACCCACCGCUUCGGCUCUGCAGUCUUGCCUCAAUCCCGGUUGCUCACAAUGGCUGCUAACAAGGAUAACGUCGGCGCCAGCCAAGGCGACAUCUUUGGCACCACUGCCUCGGAUCAAUUUGCCCACGUCGAGGGCUCGGACCAAAACAAAUUUGGCGUGUCUGAGGAAGAGGCCAAGGCUGGUGCCUUUCGUCGCCCCCCUACGGCCUUUCACGACACCAUUGGCUCGGAAAAGUACCCGGCCGAAGCCGGUCGCUACCACCUCUACGUGGCAUGGGCUUGUCCCUGGGCCCACCGCGCCCUCUUGAUGCGCUCGCUCAAGGGCCUCGAAGACGUCAUCUCCGUCACCAUGCUUGGCUGGUUUCUGGAGUGGCCCGAUGAUGGCCGGCCCUACCGCGGCUGGCCCUUUACCAAGGAGGACCCCGAUCCUCUUCACCCAGAGUUUGAGUAUCUUCACGACGUUUACAAUUUGGCACAGCCCGGCUAUCCGUACAAGAAGCUUUCCGUGCCCGUCCUCUUUGAUAAGAAGACUCAGACCAUUGUUAACAAUGAAAGCAGCGAAAUCAUCCGCAUGUUCAACUCACAGUUCAACGAUUUGGCCAAGCGUCCCGAGCUGGACCUGGAGCCGGCCGAUUUGGAAUCGGCCAUGACCGAGAUUGACGAGCUCGUGUAUCCCAACAUCAACGAUGGCGUAUAUCGCUGUGGCUUUGCGGGCAGCCAGGAAGCCUACGAUACGGCCUGCACCAAGCUGUUUGACGCUUUGGACAAGGUCGAGGCGUUGUUGGGCAAGCAGCGCUAUCUCUGUGGCGACCGACUGACCCUUUCGGACAUUCGCUUGGUCACCACCUUGCUGCGCUUUGAUAUCGUAUACCAUACCCAUUUCAAGUGCAACAAGCGCCGCGUGGUGGACUACCCCAACCUGUGGGGCUACACGCGGGAGAUUUACCAGAUGGAGGGUGUCAGCGCGACGUUUAACCCGCUGGAGACCAAGAAGCACUACUUUGGUUCCCAUCGCAAGAUCAAUCCUCUGGGCAUUGUGGCCCAAGGGCCGGACAAUUACGAGGCGUUGCUCAGCGAGCCCCACGGCCGCGAUCGCGCCUACAAUUGAAAUCUCCGGGGAGGGCCAACUCCCGCUUGUAUACGAGUGUGUCCAUUUUUAAAU